Messenger RNA from Stylonychia lemnae, 282 nucleotides. Lineage: Eukaryota; Ciliophora; Spirotrichea; Sporadotrichida; Oxytrichidae. The record is from the annotation of a GenBank genome assembly.
AUGACAGGAUCAAAUCACUCGAGGCCAAGGGGUUAGGUAGAAAUAGAGUUAUGGCGAAAAAGGUGGAUCAGCCAGGGUAUGGCUUCAGAGUCGUAAAAUUUGGCUCCCAAUUUUAUGAAUUAAAUUGGCUGGGAUUUGAAAUUUCCUAAGGAAAAGUCUCUAGGGAAAAAAGUCGUUAUUCUAAGUCCUUUGCCUUAAGCAACCAAAAUCUUCAAACCUACUACUAUGAAGAGUUCUGAUGGUUCCAACCAUGCCCAAUCAAGUGACUAAGUCUCAGAGUGA